Drosophila guanche is the source of this 907-nucleotide messenger RNA. It is a transcript of the gene Atox1, whose product is annotated as copper transport protein ATOX1. Gene Ontology annotation, cellular component: cytosol. The transcript is spliced from 3 exons. Gene Ontology annotation, molecular function: metal ion binding; copper chaperone activity. The coding region runs from base 164 to 379 and encodes 71 amino acids. The record is from RefSeq and is a predicted model, not a curated record. Gene Ontology annotation, biological process: copper ion transport. Lineage: Eukaryota; Metazoa; Arthropoda; Insecta; Diptera; Drosophilidae.
CACACUGUGAUAUUCAGGAAAAAAGCGAUUCAGAUUAUUUUAAGAGCAAAGAAUAAGUUUUUGCCACGUCAAGAAGCCAACUAGUCAAUCCGCCAAGCUGUUUAAUCUACCGCAAGUCUAUAACAGGACGACGGAAGACAGUCGUCACAGCAGCAGCAGCAGAAUGACCGUGCACGAAUUCAAGGUGGAAAUGACCUGCGGCGGGUGUGCCAGUGCCGUGGAGCGCGUUUUGGGUAAAUUGGGCGAUAAGGUCGAGAAAGUCAACAUUAACUUGGAGGAAAGAACGGUUACCGUCACGUCGAACCUGUCGUCCGAUGAACUGUUGGAACAGCUGCGUAAGACCGGCAAGAGCAGCUCAUACAUCGGUGUGAAAAAAUGAGACGAGUUCCUCAGCAAGUUUCAGAAAUACGGCAAGCUGAAACUUGAAGUCUAAUAGGGACGACGCAGGCCAGUCCCCACAUUGCUGAUAUCACUUAUGACCCAUACAAACCAUUCGAGCUGGAGACGCUGCUUGGUGCAUUCCUUCAGUGAUACCCAAGAUGUAUGCGAUGUGCAUAUACUUACAUAGCAACGAGUGGUAUCAUGCGAAUCAAGGAAAAAAGUUAAAUCAUAAUUAAUCAAAAAUAAAUAGGAGUUAUCUACAAGUUUUACAUUAGUAUUCGAUCUUGCCCAAGUUAUAAGUAGCUCGUAGUUAGCCAAUCUAGAGUUAAAUUAUUCUAUACUUAUUACUAGAAGCAGAAUUUUAAAUUCAAUUUAACAAAUGAAGUCUAAACAAAGUGCCAAGUUUUGCCUGAAAGCAGUAUAAUAAUUAUGAGUGCAAAAAUUUCCAAUGUUGUGGCCAAUAAAUGCUCUACUCGUAUGCCAACUGCUCUCAAAUGAUUAAACAUAGUUCAAUGACGAAUUUCAA